AAGUACUUGUGGUUUGCCUUUGGUUUUCUUUUAUUUUAUUACCUCGAAAUCACUCUAAAAACUAAAUAUAAAUUAUAUCAAAUAAUAAAUACUUAUUAAACAGGUAUCAAAACCAUUGGUGCUAUUUAUAGUAUAUUAAGUGAACCUACAUGUAUAAUAAUUAAACUACGGGGUUCAAAAAUAUUAAGGAACAUAAUGAGUUUUUUAUUCGGCAGCCGGUCUAACAAGACAUUUAAACCCAAAAAGAACAUACCCGAGGGCACACAUCAAUAUGACUUAAUGCGACACGCGGCCGCAACACUAGGGUCUGGUAAUUUGCGGCUAGCUGUUAUGCUACCAGAAGGCGAGGACCUCAAUGAGUGGGUCGCAGUUAACACUGUGGAUUUUUUUAAUCAAAUUAAUAUGCUAUAUGGAACAAUAACGGAGUUCUGUACUGAGGAAUCCUGUGCUGUAAUGUCAGCGGGGCCUAAAUAUGAAUAUCAUUGGGCAGAUGGUCACACUGUGAAAAAGCCCAUCAAGUGUUCUGCACCUAAGUACAUUGACUACCUUAUGACCUGGGCACAAGAUCAACUUGAUGAUGAAACAUUGUUCCCAUCUAAAAUAGGUGUGCCAUUUCCUAAGAACUUUCUAUCAAUGGCAAAGACAAUCCUGAAGCGUUUGUUUCGCGUUUAUGCGCAUAUCUACCACCAGCACUUUCCACAAGUUGUCCAGCUAGGUGAAGAGGCUCACCUUAACACUUCAUUUAAGCACUUCAUCUUCUUUGUUCAGGAAUUCAACCUGAUUGAGCGGCGUGAGCUGGCACCCCUGCAGGAACUCAUUGAAAAGCUUACAGCCAAGGACACUCGAUGAACCCCUCAAUGACACUAAAGCAUCAACAUAACACCAACAUUUGUCACACACAUAGCAAUGAAUUAUUUUUGUCUCGUAUUUAUACUUAAAAAAAUUAUAUUCAAAUAAUCUUACAAGACUUGCACUAAAAUAGCUAGUUUGUUAUUGUGGGUAAAUGACGACUGAGGGAUCUUCUUUACAAGUACUGUGCAAUAUAUCGCUACAGAAUAGCAAAUACUAUGUAUGAAUUUUAUAUUUGAGGUAAUCAUUAUCAAAUUCUUAGAGUAUGUGACAAAAUUUUGACCAAAAUGAUCUGAUGACUAAUUUUUGUUGUGUAUUAUAAGAUUUGAAUUAAUUUCAUAUUUUUUACAUGGAGUAUUAUUAUUAUAUGUAAAAAAAAGCAGCAAUUUUGUAUAAAAGGGAUGGCUACAAUCUAUGUAUAAAGUUAUUGAAUAAUCAAUUUACUGUGCAAGUUUCAAUGAAGUAGACAUCCAGGAUGACACUGCCUUCUGUCGAGAUUAGAUAUAGAAACCUAUUUAUAUUGAAAGAUGAUUUAGAUUUGAUAUACAUAAUACAUGUAAGACUAUUUCAAUUACUAGGCAUAGUCCAGGAACAUGUCUUUACUAAAAUACUCAAAUAUGAAUUAAUGAUUUGCGUAGUCAAAUUAGAAUCACUAUUAAGUACUCCUGAAUUUGACUGUUUUGUAUAUAAAAUUUGAAUAUUAAUUUGCUGAAAUUGGCAAACAUGAAAGGAGAUGACACUAUAAUUAAUAGAAAUGGAGGCCCUUGUGAUACAUAAUUUUGUUUUGAAAAGAAAUCAGUCAUUUACGGAAUGGGUUGCAUUUAAAAAAUGGACUUUAUACCACAUGCAUUAAACAAGACCUGUCAAACUUGUCGAAUGCGAAAACUUUUAUAGACAGCCCUACAAGCUUGACACAAUUCUUAAGACAAAAUUUAUUUGGCACCCGCUGUACAUUGUGCCCUAUUAUGAAUUUUUGCAUUGGCCCCAAUAAAAACGCUUAGUUUAAGUUCCUUAUUUAUUUAUUGUAUCAGUUGAUAUGAGUGCAAUUGCAUUCGAAUUAUACUUAAUUUUUUGUAAAGAGCUAUUUAAUUAACAAAAUAAUAUCUAAGUAAAAUGUGUUUUAUUUGCACCUCUCAUUAAUCAUUUAUUCUUUUGACGCCAUAAGGUACCAAUGAAAUACAUUUAUUAUUCCAUCAUAUUGCGGUGCA
This is a messenger RNA of Pieris brassicae (large cabbage white), 2057 nucleotides long. RefSeq names its product MOB kinase activator-like 1 (gene mats). Gene Ontology annotation, cellular component: nucleus; cytoplasm. The coding region runs from base 196 to 849 and encodes 217 amino acids. The record is from RefSeq and is a predicted model, not a curated record. Gene Ontology annotation, molecular function: protein kinase activator activity. Gene Ontology annotation, biological process: hippo signaling; positive regulation of protein phosphorylation. NCBI's taxonomy places the organism in Eukaryota, Metazoa, Arthropoda, Insecta, Lepidoptera, Pieridae. The transcript is spliced from 5 exons.